Messenger RNA from Talaromyces rugulosus, 1020 nucleotides. RefSeq lists its product as uncharacterized. Gene Ontology annotation, molecular function: DNA-binding transcription activator activity, RNA polymerase II-specific. The transcript is spliced from 2 exons. The record is from RefSeq and is a predicted model, not a curated record. Gene Ontology annotation, biological process: regulation of transcription by RNA polymerase II. NCBI's taxonomy places the organism in Eukaryota, Fungi, Ascomycota, Eurotiomycetes, Eurotiales, Trichocomaceae. Bases 1 to 1020 code for a protein of 339 amino acids.
AUGGCUGCGGACGCUGCAGGCAGCGUCGAGUCAAGCAUGCAGGGUCCCCUAUGCGAAAACUGUCGACGUCGCGGCGAGAACUGUGAUUUGGUAUGGCGCUUUGCGGACGCCACCUCUUUUAGAAUAUAUUCUGUUGCGUGUCCAUCGAGGUGGAACGACCUAGGGCUGUUAAGCUACUUUGCAGACGUAACAUCCACUUACCUGGCCCUAGUUGAAUGCAAGGCGUGGUUCUGGACUGUAGAAGUCCCUCGAAUGGCUGAAAAUAUGCCCUUCCUUCUGCAUGGAGUCUCCGCUCUUUCGGCGCUGCAUAUAGCCGAAAACCAGUCCAACUAUUCCUCGGCACUCUCACUAAGCCGGAAACAUUUUAUUACCGCGUCCUGUCAGUUUCGGCUGAUGGUGAAUCAAAUCGAUACGGAGAAUUGUGUGGCUAUAUUCGCCUUUGUGCUCAUUGUGAGCAUGAUUCAGUUUAAAUGCUCAUGUGCUCCCAGCCGACUUGGACUGCUCUCGAAUUAUUUUGAUCCCAUGAACGUGAUUGGUGCCCUACGUGGAGCUGCUUACCUCUCCAAAACCCUCGUACCAUUCGUGGACAAACAAAGUUCCUUCUCGACUCUAUUCGUUCAACAGACUGCCCCCAGCAGCGAACAGACGAAACUCGCGGUCAAAGUCAUUACCGAUCAGCUAAAUGAGCUGAGCUCUAUGCCACUAGAUGCAGACAAUAAAGCUGCAGCAACUCACCUUCGAUUCUGGAUUGCUGGCCUGGGAGCCCGCCCAAAGGGGUGGCUUCAGCUUUCUUGGUGGCCAGCCUCUGUGUCUCCUGGGUAUUUGUCAAAGCUGCAGCAAAGCGAUCCAGUGGCAUUACUACUAUAUACGUACUGGUGCCUUGGGCUACACUCAGAAUACAUCGAAUGGUUUUUAAAUGAGUACGCGCAGCAGGCUACUCGUUUUGUCUAUUCAAGGCUAGACUCGCACUAUGCAAACAUGCUUGAUAAGACUCUGCAAGAACUGCAAAUAGUGAUUUAG